Maylandia zebra (zebra mbuna) is the source of this 1457-nucleotide messenger RNA. RefSeq names its product radial spoke head 14 homolog (gene rsph14). NCBI's taxonomy places the organism in Eukaryota, Metazoa, Chordata, Actinopteri, Cichliformes, Cichlidae. The record is from RefSeq and is a predicted model, not a curated record. Gene Ontology annotation, molecular function: protein binding.
UAUAUGCGGUUACUAGGCAACAGGUGAGCGUUGAUCGGCUGACCAGCGGACCCGGUGUGCUCCUGAUCGAUUAACCUGCCCCCUCUCUCACCUCUACGCGGAGCUUCGUCCCGGAUGGCCGGGGCGCUCACGGACCCGACCUGGGCUCCGGUGGCCUUCGGGCGGCGGGCCGUGCCGCAGCUGUUCGGGGAGCUGCAGCGGGCCGGGGCUGCGGCGAGGCUCCGGGCUCUGACGUCACUCUGCGACCUGGUGCACGAGCCGGAGCGACUGUACCAGGCUGUUACCGGAGGUUUUCUGAAGCAGCUGAAGGUUUUGUUCAGGGAUGAAGAUCCAUCAGUCAGAGCAAAAACCUGUGAGCUUCUUCACCUGCUGACCUGACACAGCAUCGGCAGGCAGGCCGUCCUCGCCUCCUCCCUGCUCCCUCCUCUCUGUCAGCUGUUGGACGACUCCUCGUUCUCCUGCAGGAGGAACGUCCACCGAGUGCUGAGCCGCCUCGCUCUGCUGCCUGCAGGAGCAGAGGCUCUCCUCUCUCUGGUGUCUAAACUGAUGCUGAAACUCACAAAGGAGGAAGAUGAGGAGGUGCAGUUGCUGCUCCUCUCCACCCUCACCCACUGCUCCAGGCUGGACGCCCUGCCGGGGUUGGCCUCCGAUGGCGUCUCGCUGCUGGGACGCAAACUGUCCCACCGAUCCUUGAUCAUCCGCCGAGAGGCGGCCGCAGCAAUGAUGGCACUCAGCGUUCCCAUGGACGGGAAGCGACAGGUCUGCGAGGAUGCCGAGGUCCUUCCUGUCCUCGUCGGUCUUCUACGGGACAAAGACGUGGAGGUUCAAGCCAACGCUGCAGGAGUCAUCAUGAACACCGUCAUCAUCACCACAGGUAAGCAGCGGUGCCUGGACCUGGACGUCCUCCCCGUCCUCCUCGGCCUGCUGUCUGAGAAGCACGGGGACGAUGACGAGGAGGAGAUGAAGAAGAGGAGGAAGGCCCUCAUCAUGUACGUCCUUCGUGCGCUCACCUCAUUGGCUGAGGCUCCUAACGGCCGCCGCCUCCUCCUGGAGCAGCUCCCCCUGCUGGAGAAGAAGGCUGAGGCUGCGGACCAGGACAUCCGGCGGGCCACUCAGACCGCCAUCCAGGUCAUCACCUGGACUCCAUGACCUCUGACCUCCAGAGGUCUCAUGGAGUAAGAAAAUAAAAAAGCAAAACUCAUCACACAUUUUCUGAUGUCAUUGUUAAACAUCACAUGACCAGCCCAAUCAAAUCUGGGUGCAUCAUGGGAUAUUUCUAUAAAUGUGUUAUAAGAGUACGUUGUUUACUUUAACUGCUGAGGACAUUUACUCUAAAGUGUUCUGCUCAUGAAUGCCAGCAUGUGUUCACUGUGUUUUCUGACUGAAGAGCUUAAACCUGCAUUUGUUCUAAUGUCCAGCAGGGGGCGACACCUCCGGCUGAGUAAAGAAGUCUGACG